This is a messenger RNA of Labrus bergylta (ballan wrasse), 1314 nucleotides long. Lineage: Eukaryota; Metazoa; Chordata; Actinopteri; Labriformes; Labridae. The record is from RefSeq and is a predicted model, not a curated record.
GGAUGACAGCAGUCAGGAAGGUCAGGAAGGGGAGGAGUUUGAGUGUUACCCCCCGGGGAUGAAGGUGCAGGUGAGGUAUGGGCGAGGCCGCAAUCUGAAGACGUACGAGGCCACUGUGAAAGAGGCAGACGUGGAGGGGGGAGAGGUGCUCUACCUGGUGCACUACUGUGGCUGGAACGUCAGAUACGAUGAAUGGAUCAAAGCGGAUAAGAUCGUGCGUCCGGCCAAUAAGAACGUUCAAAAAAUAAAACACCGCAAAAAAAUAAAGAACAAGGCGGAGAGGGAGCGCGAGCGUCUGGAGAGGCUCACUGACAGAGACGUGCUCGGCCCGCCCAACCGCCUCCCACGCUCCAAAAACGGCCUGAGUCAGGAUGUGUUUUCUAAGAUGGACGAGGGUGAGGACAAAGGGACUCAGCAGUCUCCCGUCAAGUCUAUAGAAAUUACUUCUAUCCUCAAUGGCCUGCAAGCCUCCGAGGUGUCCACAGACGAGAGCGAGCAUGACGACGACGAGCACAAUGAAGAGGAUCACCCGGGCUGCAGAGGCAGAAAGGCCCCCGAGCCCCCACAGACCUCAGAGCGCUGGGAGAGCAGCCCCCCCCCCGAAGGACCCAAACCCCCCCCAAACUCAGGAAAGACCCUCGACCCGGCCGCGGCGGAGAGCUCGGACGCCGGGAAGCGAAGGAGCCAACCCGAGUUAGAGGGAGAGGCAAGCAGCCGGAAGAGGAAGUCUGACCCUGCAGCAGAGAGACCGCCUAAAGGACAAUCCAAAACCAAGACCAGGAGCACCCGGAGCGCCGACUGGCUCCCCGCCGGAUCUCCACGGGCGCCCGCUCCUCCCGGGGACGAGAGCAGCAGCUCAGACGACGAAGGCGUCGCGGCGACCAAGUCUCAGGCGGGCGAGAGCGAGCGCAGUCGGCCAAAAACCAAAGGUCCCCCUUCAAAGAAGUACAACGGGAUGAAGGAGAAGAGCAAAGCGGGCCGACAGGCGGGAUUCUGGGAGAUUCCUGAAAAAAGAGCGAAACCAUCGGGACCCGUGGAGGAGCGGCCGGCGGUCCGCUCCAAAGGUCAGAAGGACGUGUGGUCCAGCAUCCAGGCGCAGUGGCCCAAGAAGACCCUCAAAGAGUUGUUUUCUGACUCAGACACGGAGGCCAACUCGCCGCCGCCUCCCAUGCCCUCGUGUCUGGAGGACCCGAGCGGCGAGCAGGACGGCGAGCAGGACGGCGGCCCGGAGGACGAGGCGUCAGAGGAGCCGAUGGAGAACGACAAACUGCAGGAGUUCCCGAGCAGCGGCAGCAACUCUGUGCUCAACACGCC